Molecule: messenger RNA, 7009 nt
Organism: Dreissena polymorpha
Lineage: Eukaryota; Metazoa; Mollusca; Bivalvia; Myida; Dreissenidae
Exons: 39
Coding region: 265-6849 (2194 amino acids)
Molecular function (GO): calcium ion binding
Source: RefSeq, a predicted model, not a curated record
CUUGUUAUCGGCAAGUCGCCAUACUUUAUAGUGGUAGACAAUCAGUAGCAUGUGACAAGGAGGAAAUCGUUGGAAUAAUGUAGCACGAUAAGCAAAUGACAUUAAAACCGAUUAAUGUAUGAAGUGAAGAGGCGCAGAAGUACUGCAGUACAGGAAGUUACAAAAGGGCCCCUUGGUGGUGUGCACAACCUGAACACCGCAAUCAAGUUGGGGCACAUACUUUACACACGGACGACGACGAACAAGUGAGCUCUGCUGGCAAGUAUGGACGCUACGAAGAUUUGCUUCAUGGCGCUGAUGUUGAUUCCCCGUAAUGGAAACAUUGCCUUGAUUCAGUCUCUCAAGAUAAUAGACAAGGAAUUACAGUCUGCCCUAGUGUUACUGUCUAGAGACGCGUGCGCCUUGUCUGACCUAGUGAAACAAACAGGCGGUAACAUCAUCUACUGUGAUAAUACCGAUGGCUCAACUGUCCCGAACAGCCACUGGUGUGACGCCACAAGACAGGAAGAAAGCCGACAUAAUACCCGCCUAACGUACCGGUGUGAAGAUGGCGUCUGGCGGAGAGAAGUUGGGACUGGCAUUGACGUAUACAAAGGUUAUGUUCGAAACAAGCGAGCUGAUGUCCAAUGCCAAAAUGAGCUCAGCAAUGCUUAUGUCGCUUCCGAUUUCCAAAGUGGUUUCCAAAUUGCAAGCGCUGUUGCUGCCUUCGCUUCAGUCGUGUUUUCAAUUGCUGGUUAUGUUCGAAACAAGCGGGCUCGAAACAAGCGGGCUCGAAACAAGUGGGCUCGAAACAAGCGGGCUCGAAUUUCUAAUGUCGCUACUGGUUUCCAAAUUGCAAGCGCUGUUGCUUCAGUCGGGUUUUUAAUUGCUGGUUAUGUUCGAAACAAGCGGGCUGAUGUCCAAUGCCAAAAUGAGCUCAGCAAUGCUGAUGUCGCUUCCGGUUUCCAAAGUGGUUUCCAAAUUGCAAGCGCUGUUGCUGCCUUCGCUGCAGUCGUGUUUUCAAUUGCGUGUUAUGUUCGAAACAAGCGGGCUAGCAUUUCUAAUGUUGCUGCUGGUUUCCAAAUUGCAAGCGCUGUUGCUACCUUCGCUUCAGUCGGGUUUUUAGUUGCUUGUUAUUUCACAACGUGUAGUAAGGGUGCACAAGAAAGCAGACCAGCACCGCCAACGUUUGAAACUUGUCCCCCAGUUGAAAUUAAUGCCCAGACUAUCUACUACGCGCCUCCUGGACAGAAUUCAGCUAUAGUGGUUUGGACUGAGCCUAAGAGUAUAGGGACAGAGGUUCAAAGUUCAUUGUCUUGCUGCGGUAACUAUAAGAGUGGAGAUUCUUUUCUUGGCUCAUUUUCUGGUACAAACUACUUUAUGACGUACACAGUAAAGGACAAACACGGACAGAACGCUUCUUGCUCGUUUAAAUUCACCAUUUUCUAUUUGGCCUGUGAAGAACCAUCUCCAUCAACAACACGCAUAAAGCAAAGAUGCACACACGGUCUCCUCUAUGGAAGCGAGUGUACAUUUGGUUGCAUAGAAGGCUAUAGCAUUACCGAUGGAUUCAAAAACAGUUCAAUGUGCGAGAAAGAAUCCGGGACCACCGUCAAAUGGUCUACAUUACCGGAAUGCGAAAAGAUACGAUGCACACCUCCAGUUGCACCAUCCAAUGGAAAAGUAUCGUGUAGAAGUCCCCAAUACGCGUACGACACCGAAUGUAUCUUUUCCUGCAAUGACGGAUAUCGCCUUUCUGGUCCAUCAACAGUGUACUGUCAGUCCGAUAGAAGUUGGUCGAUUGCGGACGUUAAUUGCACAGACGAUGAUCCUCCAAUAAUCACGUGUUCAAGUCAUGUGAUUUACGCGGAUAGAGGUUCAUUGACGGCGAAUGUGUUUUGGUCGGAACCUUUGGUUACAGACAAUGUUGAUAAUGAUCUAAAAGCUAAUAAAUUGUCAAAUAUCAGUCAAGGUGAUCUCUUGCAAGAAGGAACACACUUCAUACCAUAUCGAGCGAUCGACUCCGAAGGAAAUUCGCACCCGAUGCUCUCAGAGUGUAACAUUACGGUGCAAGUACAAGUGAUAAAAUGCGCAUCUGGGCCUACGGAGAGUUUGAAUAAUACGCGCUUCUUGCGUUACAACUGCUCUGACUCGGUCUACUAUAUUGGCGUUCAGUGUUACCUUUUCUGCGAUCUUAACCUUGAGGUGAAAGGAACACACACGCUCUCUUGCGAACGAAAUGGAACAUUCGGAUUGGGCGUUUGGGAAUGGGAUGGAGACGUGGAACCACAUUGUAAUGUUGUUAAAUGUCCCCCGUUAGCUCCACCAGCCAACGGGGCCAUGACCUAUGACAGCGUCAAUGCCAGGCCAUUACACGUUAUGCUUUGUCAGUCUGGAUAUGACAGCCCGGUCGUGGGUUCUUCCUUCACAGGCAGACUCAGCUGUCAGGACAGUGGAACCUGGUAUCCAUUGGAUGCAUUCCCUAACUGUAUCAAGUCGAGUUGGGCAAACAUGGCAGUACUGGUGGAUCUAAUCUACGAGGGAAAUUGCAAUUCAAGUGGCAUCAUAGAUGUAAUCAAACUCAAAGUGUUAAGAUACCUCAGCCAAAUUCAGGAUGACAUAUACAAGUCCAUAUGUCCCGGUAAAGACUGCAAAGUUGACAAUCUUGUUGUUGUUUGUGGUUCCAACAGGCGUCGCCGUUCGUCAUCAAUUACGUCUGAGUCUAAUAUAACGAAGAGACAUACUUCGAAUGCUCGAGUAACGUUUGAUAUAUCAACACCAUUCAUUUUAUCAAACGCGACGGCAGACGAGGCAUAUGAUGAACUGUUUCCAUUACUAGAAUCAAUCAGCAGGCGAAUUGCGGUAGACAUUGCAAACGGUAGCCUCGAUAUAGAUUGCUUCACUCUGGAUACUGAAACAUUUCAGACAAACCCGAAUGUAAUAUUUAAAUGCCCAACCAAUCUGAAAAAAGACGGAUUUAAAUGCAAGCCAUGUCCCAAAGGAACCUAUAUGAACUCGACCACAGGGAACUGUGAAUUUUGCAACAUCGGUGAAUACAAUGAAGAAGACGGGAGAGACCAAUGCAGCGUUUGUCCCCAAGACCACAGUACUCUAAAAACAGGUUCUACCCACCAAAACAAUUGUACAAAAUAUUGCGAUCCUGGUUUUGCUUCAAGUACAACGAUGGUUCCUUGUUUUGCUUGCCCUCUUGCCAGUUACCAGCCACAGAAGUCAGCAACAUCAUGCAUACAAUGUCCCAUGGGUCUCACUACACAAUCUACCAACAGCACGACCAUGGAUCAGUGUACCUUGUUCGAUCUCAAAGUUAACAAUCUUCGUGGAAGCCAGAGAGUGGGAACGUUCAAAAGUGACGUAAAUAUCUCCAUAUUAACCAUAUCGUUAUAUGCAAAAAAAGACAUUGAUGGUUCAGGGAAACUUACCUUAACAAUGCGCGACGAAACGAGUGAUGUGUUGGCAGUAUUUCUUGACAACUCGAAUACGACAAUCGAAAUCGGAAAUACAACAUUUGUUUCGAAGUAUAACCCUUCAACCAAACGAUGGGCGCAUCUGCUGAUUGAACUCCAUUUCCCGUCAUAUUUACAUAUUGUGUAUGAAGACGGUACACAGGAUAUACAUCAAACGGUUCUACCAUUAGAAUAUAUGCAGUAUGGUACAUUCCACAUGACCUCAAACGAGGAAACAAGUAUUACACUAUCUGGUCUGGCGGUUUAUCCAAGAAAUCUCACGUCGGAAGAAAUAGCGUCAUUUAAAUCCACGUGCCAUCUCAGCUCUGCUGAUGUCCUGCUGUCCAUGGGUGAUUUAGUACACAAGCAUGUGGAUGGACUCGCAUUAGUUAGCCCAACAUCAUGUGACCCCAUCGAUAAGUGUAAAGAUUCUCCGUGUGGUAUAAACACCUGUAAAAAUGAGAUAGGGACGUUCACUUGCGUGUGCAGUGGGGGGUGGACCGGGACACGUUGCGAGGUUCCACCUGACUACUGUUUGAACCAUGACUGCAAACACGGGGUGUGUGUUCCCGGAAGCGGAAUAUACACGUGCAACUGCACGGAAUUCUUCACCGGAAGUGACUGUUCAAUUCCUCCAGUUAAUGGCGGAUGGUCUUCAUGGAGCGAAUGGUCAGGAUGUGACGUCACCUGCGGAGGCGGUACUCAAACACAUACAAGACGUUGUGUGGAGCCUGUUCCAGGACCAGAUGGUUUAGACUGCAUGGGUUCUAAUGAAGAAACACAACCAUGCAAUAAUAAAGAGUGCCCCGUUUGCGCAAAACUCAAGCGCGCUUACGGAACACAAAUCGAAUGUUACGACGAUUAUGGAGACACACAUUGCAAUGUCAGUUGUUCGGCAGGCCAUGCCUUUCCAUCUGGACAGGAGCCUUAUCACCGGUAUACUUGCGGCCGUUCAACUAGCUACGAAUGGAAACCUUUUGCUAAAGUACAAGAAUGUAUUGUGAAGCAAACUGGCGGUAACAUCAUCUUCUGUGAUAUUACCGAUGGCUCAACUGUCCCGAACAGCCGCUGGUGUGACACCACAAGCCAGGCAGAAAGCGGGCAUAAUACCCGCCUGACGUACUGGUGUGAAGACGGCGUCUGGCGGAUAGAAGUUGGGACUGGCAUUGACGUAGACAAAGAAUCUGAAUGGGGAGAUAUGGUUCUGCCUGCUGAACUUAUCUACACCGGAGAUUGCCAGGAAAGCAACACACAAGAGGCUAUCAAGAGCAAUGUCUUGGAAUACCUCAGCAAAAUUAAAGAUGAUGUUGGCAAUCUUCAUGGAAGCCAGCUUAUGGGAACGUUCAACAAUGACGUGAAUACGUCCAUUUUAACCAUAUCGUUAUAUGCAAGAAAAGACACUUAUGAUUUAGAGGAUCUUACCAUAACAAUACGCGACGAAACGAGCGAUGUUUUGGUAGUACUUCUUGGCAACUCAAAUACAACAAUCAAGAUCGGUAAUACUUCAUUCCUUUCCAAGUAUAAUCUUUCAACCAAACGAUGGGCGCAUCUGCUGAUUGAACUUGAUUGUUCUUCAUAUUCACUUAAUGUGUAUGUAGACGGUGAACAAGGUAUACACCAAACGGUUCCUCCAUGUGAGUCUAUACAGUCGGGGACAGUCCACAUGGCUACCAAUUCAGACACAGGUAUAACGCUAACUGGUCUGGCGUUGUAUCCAAGAAAUCUCACGUUAGAAGAAUGGACGUCAUUAAAAUCAACGUGCCAUCUAAUCUCUGCUGAUGCACUGCUGUCCAUGGGUGAUUUAGUACAGAAGCAUAUGGAUGGACUCGCAUUAGUUACUCCAACAUCUUGUGACCCCAUCGAUGAGUGUAAAGAUUCUCCGUGUGGUAUACACACCUGUAAAAAUGAGAUAGGAACUUUCACGUGCGUGUGCAGUGGGGGUUGGAGUGGAUCACGCUGCGAUGUGGCUCCUAACUACUGUUUGAACCAUUACUGCAAACACGGGACUUGCGUCCCCGGAAGCGGAAUAUACUCUUGCAACUGCACAGACUUCUAUUCCGGAAGUGACUGUUCAAUUCCUCCAGUAAAUGGCGGAUGGUCGUCAUGGAGCGAAUGGUCAGGAUGCGACGUCACCUGCGGAGGCGGUACUCAAACACAUAAAAGACGUUGUGUGGAGCCUGUUCCAGGGCCAGGUGGAUUAGAUUGCAUGGGUUCUAAUGAAGAAACACAACCAUGCAAUAAUAAAAAGUGCCCCGAGUGCACAAAACUAAAUCGCGCGUUUGGAACACAAGUUGUAUGUUAUGAUGACCUAGAUUCUGGAGACAAACGUUGCAAUGUCAGUUGCUUGGUCGGCCUAACAUUUCCAUCUGGACAAGAGCCGUAUCAAAACUAUUCAUGCGGCCGGUCAACUGGCUACGAAUGGAUACCUUUUGCUCAAGUAACAGAAUGUAUGGAGUAUAGUCCACCUGCCGUGUUGGGUUUUGGAACCUCUGUCAACUUAAAUGUUCAGGUUCCGACAACAGAUACUACAAUUGUGGAGCAAGCGUUUUUAAAACAGUUACAUACUGUCCCGUGCGUUGCAGAAAACAAAUGCAGCGUUAAUGCGUCCAUAACCAAUACGAAUGAACGGCGUAAACGAAGUCCCGGAUCAUCCAUUUUGAUAUCGUUUUCAGUACAAGUGCCUGAGCUUAAUGAUCUAGACAUUGCGGGAUUCAUACAAACUGGAACAGUAAGUUCCGAUCUACAGCGACUACGAGAAGCAUAUAUCGCCGUCAAUAAUUCGGCCAUGUACAUCCAUAACAAUUCGGAGAACAUCUUUUCCUUGACCAUUUCCGGUGUUCACUACAACGCAGAUUUGAAUUCUAUGUAUUCUUUGGUAGUUGUCUUCUGUUAUCCGGGAUUCUCAGGAGCCGAUGGCAUGUGCGUUCAGUGUCCUCGUGGCACACAAGAGGUCAACGCUGUUUGUCGGAGUUGUGACGUCGGUACAUACCAGUCCUUCAGUGGACAGACAACGUGUGAACCAUGUCCUACCGGGUACACAACUGCAACGUUCAUGGCUAUAAGCAUUGAAGAAUGUAAUGUAUUAGGCACACGCCGACCAGAAUUGAUGACGACAUCAGAGCCCACCGCAAACGACAAGCAAGAAAAUGUUGUAGUUAUUACCGUCGUAGCGAUCUCAGUUUCCGUAGGUGUCGUAGCCAUCAUUAUCGGAGUGCUUUGCUAUAAAAAGAAUCGAAAGCAAUCAAAGACAUCACGUAGCAGAAGUUUUGCAAGCAUGAACAUAAUAUACCCUAAAGAUGCCGGAUCAAUCGAACAACCUACGAUGGUACCACCAAAAGCAGAACAAGCAAACGCCCGCUUUGCGUCAUCCGGUAGUAAUUAUACACCGCCUCCUUACUCCUUAUGAAGAUCUUUCACAGAAGAAGUAAUAUAGAGCGGUUUUGUGAUAUUGCCUUUUCAUAUACCAAUAUAUGAAAUGUUUUUCUUAAGUUGUUAUAUCUACAGUAACAACCCAGUAAGAAAGAUGCGAAUGCACACAAAACACUUUGGCUGUUUUACCAUCUUAC